Molecule: messenger RNA, 3023 nt
Organism: Nilaparvata lugens (brown planthopper)
Lineage: Eukaryota; Metazoa; Arthropoda; Insecta; Hemiptera; Delphacidae
Product: ATP-binding cassette sub-family G member 4
Exons: 11
Coding region: 589-2160 (523 amino acids)
Cellular component (GO): plasma membrane
Molecular function (GO): ATP binding; ATP hydrolysis activity; ABC-type transporter activity
Source: RefSeq, a predicted model, not a curated record
CAUGAAUCGUAAACACAUACAUCGAUUGGUUGUUGAUGGUGGAGGUAAAACUGGACCGAAUGAUUUGAAGGUGUAUCAGGGGAUCAAACAACAUCGAAAGACGACAAAGAGAGACAGACCUACUGAGAGCUGAGAGGUUGUUGCUGCAUUCAUUGAGUAGCUGAGCGCCGUUGAACAGCUCAGAGGUCACAAGUCACUCAGUGGCUCAGUGCUAAUCCUUGCAAUGCAAGAGAUCAGUCGUGUUUGGAUCUAUCAAGCGGAUGGUAGUUAGUAGUCUAGUCUGUAGACUCGUGCGCGCAUGUCUCUCGUCAACAGAUACUUCCAUAAAUCAGUUUAAAUUUUUUCUCCAAUUUAUGACUGCCACGUUUCACCAACUAUCCACUAACAAUUUGUUGAUCUCUGCGUUUAUUGUGAAGCGCGUGUGCAUUCGCGAAAACAAAACACACAACAAUAAUUCAGAACAUUACAAAUUGACUCCAUUGUUCUUUUUAUUUGUUAACUUCAGUUAGUGUGUUUUUGUUAUUGUUUACCUGAGCUUCUGUUCUUAUUUCAUCGCUCGCUCGCCAAGUUUCAAGGUGAGGCAUCAAUAUGGAACUGGAAACAGAGCUGAGGUCAACCUCAGCGGGAACCUAUUUCUCGAGGCAUGCAGCUAGGGAGCCAGUCGAACUCAGCUUCGACAAUCUCACCUACUCUGUUUCACAGGGUUUCCAAAAAGGCUCAAAAACUAUACUACACAACAUUGGAGGCAGAUUUGAAUCAGGUCAAAUAAUUGCUAUUAUGGGACCUUCAGGAGCAGGAAAAUCAUCCCUACUGGAUCUCCUAUCAGGAUACAGGAUAUCUGGUGUGGCGGGAUCUGUCUACGUGAAUGAUCGAUUCCGAGAUCUGGAUGAAUUUCGAAGACUGUCAUGUUAUAUACAGCAGGACGAUCGACUGCAACCUUUGCUGACUGUUGAUGAGAACAUGUGGGCAGCUGCUGAUCUCAAAUUGCCUUCAAGUGUCCCCACAAAAGAGAAAACAGCUAUUAUAGACGAGAUUUUAGAGACCUUGAAACUCUCAGGCUCUAAAAAGACCAGAGCCGGACAACUUUCUGGAGGACAGAAAAAAAGACUUUCAAUCGCAUUAGAACUAGUGAACAAUCCAUUGGUAAUGUUUCUGGAUGAGCCAACUACGUUUUAUUACCUAGUGGAUGGAACACAGAACGGCAAAUGCUAUAAAUGGUUCACGAAUGGAGAAGUAUUGAAAUACAACAAUAAUGCUGCAGCUGAUGUCACUUCUAUGUCAUGUCUACCCAUUAUGAAAAAAUGUGGAGGCUCACUUCAGGUCACAUCUCAAUGGAAUCAAAUCAGUGUCCUUUUGAGAAGAGGAUUCAUCAAAAUGAAAAGAGAUCAGACUCUAACUCACAUGCGGUUCAUGGUGAACGUACUGACUGGGAUGAUGUUGGGAGCGCUGUUUUUUCAAACUGGCAAUAAAGGGGAGAGAGUUUUGGAUAACUUUAAUUUGCUUUUCUCAAUCCUCAUACACCACACAAUGACAACCAAAGUCCUCACUAUUUUGACAUUUCCGAUGGAAAUGUCUAUAUUGAACAAGGAAUACUUCAAUAGAUGGUAUUCAUUGAAGUCAUACUACAUAGCUACGAAUAUCCUCGAUAUACCAGUGCUAACUGUUUGUGCGAUCACAUUCUCAGCAAUAAUCUACGCAAUGAGUGGUCAGCCAUUGGAUUGGACCAGAUUCAGCAUGUUCACUGGCAUCAGUCUGUUGGUGGUUUAUAUUUCGCAAAGUCUCGGUUUCAUGGUUGGAUCAAUAUUUAAUGUGGUGAAUGGAACUUUUGUUGGACCAACAAUGCUCGUUCCCAUGAUGAUGUUCUCUGGAUUUGGAGUUUCGCUGAGGGAUAUUCCAGGAUACAUGAAAUGGGGAACAAAUCUCAGUUAUCUGCGUUACAGUCUUGAAGGCUAUGUGGCAGCUAUCUACGGUUUGAACAGACCAAUUCUGCCCUGCACAAGCUAUUACUGCCAUUACAAAUACCCGAAAAAGUUCAUGUCGGAAGUUGCUAUGAAUGGAGAUCAGUUCUGGUUGGAUGUUUAUGCUCUUCUUUUCACUUUAUUCUUGACAAGGGUAGCUGCUUACAUUCUUCUCAGAUGGAGAAUAAGGGCGAUGAGAUAGAACCUUCAUGACACACAUUAAAUCAUUAAAAUCUUUACAUUGCAUAUUGUACAUAACCAACAAAUAAUAUUAUAUUUUUAUAUUUCGAAGAGCUACUUGUAUCUGUAAAUAAUGAAGACUGAGUUGAAAAGUUGGAAAAAUAGGUUCUCUAGGUUGAUAUUGAGCCAAAGAAAAUUAAUGUUAUUCCAACAAAAAUGACAAAUAAAUUUAUAAUGUUAAGAUAAGCUGUUGAUAUAGUGAUUUCAAUAAGGAACUUGGCUGGAAUAGCCUAUUGCCAAUAUUUUUAUUCUAGUUCUAUCUUUAUUUGAUAGGUUGUUAAAAAUAUAUCUUUCAAAGGUUCUAAAAAUAUUGAUGAAAUAUUCACAGUAGUGAAUGUUACAGAUUUCUAUGUAUUUGAUAGCAUUCAUCGAUAAAUAAAUGCAUAGUAUAAUUUUAAGCGUGAAUAAUUGAAAAAUUUCUCCAAUGAAUUUACAAAUUCCAACGUUUAAAAAUUCUGCUCGACAUCAUCUCCAACUUUUUCUAUAUUUUGAUUGUUUAUUUAUGGAAAAGGAAAUUGUUUCUGAAAACUUGAAAAAACUUCCAUCCUUCCAUAUGUUUUGAAAAAAUUAUGAAGAUGUGUGAUAUUGUCCAAGAUUUUUAUAACGAGAAAUUAAAAAAGGGAAGUUGAGAGAGCAAGAGUAGAAAAAUGUUAUUCUUGGUCAAAAAUGAAAAGUAAUUAUUCCAUCUUACUACAAAAAUAUUCAAUAAUAUUGUGCUUUGCUUCUUUUUGAUUCGUCAAGAAGAACAAGAUGCAUUAAUAAUAAUCAAACCACUUUACCAGUUACAUGUGUUACCAAAAAUCAUUACAUUAAAGUUAAGUUACC